AUGUCUAAACGAAGACGCGAUGCAGAAGCAAUUGAAAAACCUGCCAAGGCUAUUGACAAAGAGACUAGUUUUGACGAGAAACGUGCAAAAGCAUCAUCUGAUGGUGAGGAAAUGAAGGUAUGAAGUAUGAAUUAUGUUUCUGGGGAUUAGUUUCAUUGUUUAGAGUACAAAUUAGAUUGUACCUAGUGUCUAGGUUCACUGUAGGCUGUAAAUUCUUAGAUGAUAAUCUUAAAAUAAAGUAUGGGUUCUGUAUUAAGGUAGUAUUCUACCAUAGUAGAUGGUUUUUUUGUGGAUGUAAAUUGCAUUCAAAAAUACCAUCUACAAAAAAAACAUCUAAAUUGUUACAUGAUCAAUAGUAUAGAUUGUAAAUGAUCAAUACCAAAAUAUGCAAGUGAUUACUUACCACAGAUGUUAAACAACCAAUAAUGCAAUUAAAGUAAUCAAUAUUAUAGAUUAUAAGUGAUCACUAGUAUGAAUUGUAAAUAAUCAUUACCACAGAUUGCAAAUAAUUGGUAAAGCAGAUUACAAUCAAUCAAUAUUAUAAUUUACAAAUAAUCAAUAUUAUGGAUUAUAAAUUAUUAUACCACAAAUUGUCAUAACAUAGAUUGUAAAUGAUCAAUAAUAUUGAUUGUAAAUAAUCAAUAAUAUUUGUUUGUAAAGAAUCAAUAAUAUUGAUUGUAAAUAAUCAAUAAUAUUGAUUGUAAAUGAUCAAUAUACUAGAUUGCAGACAGUCCAUUCUUGUGGAUGCAAAUGCUCAAUGUUAGGUUGCAAAUCAUCAUCAUAGAUGUUAUAAACAUUGAGAACAUUGCAUUGAUCCUAAAUAUAAUCAAUACCAAAGAUCAUAAAUGAUUUUAGAGUUCCAGUGAAGAGCUCUUAACAGCCAGUCCAGGUCCAGACGAAUCCCGUCCUCAGAGGAAUAAAGGACCGUCCAAAAAGAAUGAAAAUCUUUCUGAUUUGGAAGAAAGGCCUGAGUUGAGAGCUCAGAAGUCACUGGAUGGUGAAGACAGUGCAAGUGAUAAAGGAUCUGUAAUGGAGGAAACAAACAAUCAUUUAUACCAAGACUUGCUUGAUGGUGUACUCAAAAUGAAGGACAGUAAUGGCAGAAUGAUUUGUGAGUUGUUUCUCAAGUUACCUCCCAGACAAGUAAGUAUGUUGAUGUGUAAAUUAAACAUGAGUUCCAAAGCAGUUGUCACAACUUAUCAAGUGCAAUCACCUCCUAAUGGCUGUGUUUUAUUCUGACAGCAAUAUCCAGAGUAUUAUAGAGUGAUCAAAGAACCCAUUGAUCUCAAAAUGAUUUACUCUCAAGUCAAGGUACGUCAGGUAUUUUCAUUAUACUGGAAGCGAAUAAUAAUCCUUAACCAAACUAAAACUAACUUGAUUCACAGUGCAGUAGCACUACCAUAUCAGUUUCAAAGUGUGACUAACCCCAAAUAUGAUUUUUGGUAUGGGCUAUACUUGGAUCAUUUAAUAUAUCUUUAUAGUAAAAAACCUCAUCUUGAUCAACAACUUUUUCACUGUCAAAGUUUCCGGAUAUGAUGUCAUUAGGUGAAUUUUUGGUACAAAAAACAAAGGAAAACUAAUUUGCCAUUCACCUAAUGACAUCAUAUCCGGAAACUUUGACAGUGAAAAAGUUGAUCAAGAUGGGAUUUUUUAUUAUAAAGAUAUCUUACAUUUCUUCUUCGAAUGACCCAAAUAUUACACAUACAAAAAAUCAUAUUUGGGGUUAGUUGCACAUAAAUGAUUAUCUCAUCAGCUCUCUAGAAGUGCAGUAAGGAUAACCUCUUGUUGGUCUACUGUUAAACAGAUUGCCUGUAGUUUGGUCGAAUCAAACUGGAAGCAUUCUUUUCAUAUGCUGACAUACAAUAGCCUGCUCACAGCCUUUCAAAAUAUCAGGCUGCGAGCAGGCUAACAUACAACUGAGGUGAAAUUAUAAUCAGACCACUGCAUAUUGCAAGAAUCAAAUGAUAAUGGACCUUUCCCCUUAUAACUAAAAUCUCGACCUAGACAAAAAUUUCAUCACAGCUUGAAAGAGCAUCACAAAAUUAGUAAUAUUCCAAAGUUUUGUUGCAAAAUCUUGUAAAAUGCGGAUAAUAUAGCCUUGCGAAGUUUGCCGUUUUUCAGUCAUUUUGUAUUACAAACGGGAAAUUGACAUACGAUUCGGGUGUUGGGGCUGCAAUUUCCCGUUUGCAAUGCAAAAUGACUGAAAAUUGCAAACUUUGCAAGGCUCUAUUUUUCUCAUUUUACAACAUUUCGCAACAAAACUUUGGAAUAUUACUAAUUUUGUGAUGCUCUUUCAAGCUGUGAUGAAAUAUUUGUCUAGACUUGCCUAGAUCAAAAUUUUGGUUAUAAGGGGAAAGGUCUAUUGGAGAGGUGACAUGCAACGAAUGACCACUUGGCCCUCAACACUCCUUAUGCAGACCUCUGAUAUGGAUUGGUAUCAGACUCUUCUGCAUCCAAUAAAUCUUGAUUUCACAUUAUCUCAUCUGACUCCAAAGUCCCUUGGAAGUUCAUUCCUUACUGUAUUAUUUUCCAGAACAAUGGUUAUACUUCAAUGGAUGAAAUUGAAAGAGACUUGAAUCUUUUGGUUAAAAAUGCUCAUGCAUUUAAUGAGCCUGGCUCACAAGUCUAUAAGGUUUGCUAAAUUCCUUGUGAGACAUUACUAAUCAGAACUUGUUCACAUGCUAAAUAAAUAUGCGUGUUAGUCUAGGCCAAAUUCAGUAAGACAGUUUAAAUUUAAUAAAUUAUAAUUAUAAUAUUUCACCCCUCAGGAUGCAACAGCCAUCAAAAAGACAGUAGUGACAAAACGACUGGAAAUUGAACACACAUUAUCUGGUGCUAAAUCCAGCAAGAGAUUAAGGUCAGUGGAAAAGAAUAGUUUGAAGUGGAAAAGAAUAUCUAAUCACUUACUCGAACCGACCUGACCGCGUAGCUCAGUUGGCAGAGCAUUGGACUAGUAUUCCAAAGGUUCUAGGUUCCGUCUGGUUCGAUUCCCACCGUGGCCAGGCAUAUUUAUCAAGCUCGCCCGGUGUGGAUAUACACUCAGAGUAACAUCACAAACAUCAUAUUCACCUGAGUACACAACACCAACACAGAAAAAAAAUCAUAUUAUUGGAAAAGAAUAGUUUGAAAAACUUGUGUUUCUCUCCUGAAUUCAAGUAUCUCUGCUUCCCUAUUAACCCAUUAAGUUGCAUUGCAGCCUACUUUAUCAUUUUACUCUGUCUAAUGCCAGAUGAUUUUACUCGUCGAGGAGAAAGUGCGAGCGCUCAAUGGAUUAAUGAGAAGGUGUCUACAGUGGAUAGUUUCUCAAACAAUGCUGUCCAUUUCUCAUUCAGAUCAAAACGUUCGACAUCCAAGAUGAGUUUUGCAAUCAAUGCUCUUCUUUCUGAGUCAGAUGACGAAGACGAAGAUCUUUUGAAUGACGCAACACAGCUGCUGGAAGAAGAUGAAGUCAACAGAAAUACUGGUAUGGAUUUGCAACACCAUCCGCUGCACAAGACAAAUAAUUUCUAGACUCGCAACGAGAUUUUGAAUGUCAGGCAUGCAAUUUAGUGCCAAGUGUGAAAGUUAUACAAAUCUGUUUGCUUACUACUCCAGUCGGUCAUAAGAGGGUUGUUUUAUUUAGAUGGCGACAGUGAAGAUCCAUUCUUGACUCUGUAUAACUCUGUUCGAAUGUAUGCUGACUACAGUGGACGGAUACUGAGUGAGGCAUUUAUGAGACUGCCUUCGAAGAGGUAUAUACAGUUUAAUCUCAAACGUUAUGGUCUAAUGUAGGUAAUAUUCUACAAUAAGCUGCCGUGGUUUGUGUCUGAACUACCUGAAAAAGAUAUCUCAAACGUGGUGGUCCAGUGUAGGUAGUAUUCUAUACAAUAAGCUGCCUUGGUUUGUGUCUGAACUACCUGAAAAAGAUAUCUCAAAUGUGAUGGUUCAGUCUAGGUAGUAUUCUACAAUAAGCUGCCGUGGUUUGUGUCUGAACUACCUGAAAAAGAUAUCUCAAAUGUGAUGGUUCAGUGUAGGUAGUAUUCUACAAUAAGCUGCCGUGGUUUGUGUCUCAACUACCUGAAAAAGAUAUCUCAAAUGUGGUGGUCCAGUGUAGGUAGUAUUCUACAAUAAACUGUCGUGGUUUGUGUCUGAACUACCUGAAAAAGAUAUCUCAAACGUGGUGCUCCAGUGUAGGUAGUAUUCUACAAUAAGCUGUCGUGGUUUGUGUCUGAACUACCUGAAAAAGAUAUCUUAAAUGUGGUGGUUCAGUGUAGGUAGUAUUCUACAAUAAACUGCCGUGGUUUGUGUCUGAACUACCUGAAAAAGAUAUCUCAAACGUGGCGGUCCAGUGUAGGUAGUAUUCUUCAAUAAGCUGUCGUGGUUUGUGUCUGAACUACCUGAAAAAGAUAUCUCAAACGCGAGGUCCUAAUGUAGGUAGUAUUCUACAAUAAGCUGUCGUGGUUUGUGUCUGAACUACCUGAAAAAGAUAUCUCAAACGCGUGGGCCUAAUGUAGGUAGUAUUCUACAAUAGUCAAUAAGCUGUCGUGGUUUGUGUCUGAACAACCUGAAAAAGAUAUCUCAAACGUGGUGGUCUGGUGUAGGUAUUGUAGUAUUCUACAAUAAUAUACGUUUGUUUUGAUUCGAACUACAAUACCUGCAAUUACAAAUUCUUACUAAUCAUUUUUCAGAGCAUACCCAGAUUAUUACGAAGUGAUUAAAAACCCAAUUGGAUUGUUAAAAAUUGGCUCAAAUAUAAAGGUACCUGGAAUUUUUCUUUUCAAAAAAUUUUAAGACUUGUUAGAAAGUACUUGUACAUAAUCUUUAUUACCUAUACUGUACAGCCUCACUUCUCUAAAUAUUCUCUAAAUUUUCAGAAUAAUUACUUCGAAAGUCUUGAUGAACUUGUUGCCGAGAUGAACCAAUGUUUUCAAAAUGCGAAAAUUUACAACGAAACUGAAUCAAUGCUGUAUCAGGUAUAUGGCUGCUUACACCAUCGACGUUUCUGCGAUAUUGAACUUGACAAGUUAUUCUCGUUGGCUAUUUCAGGAUGCUAUAACGUUGCAAGACAUUUUGAAAUCAAAGAAGGCUGAAAUUGAGAAGAUGUGUCUUGACAAGGGAAUUCCUUUAACAAGACCUGUUAAUAAGGUAUUACUGUAAGGCCAAAAAACAAUAUUUGGGUUUCCGGUUUCUUCUUUAUAUAUAAAAACGUAGGUAGGGUAGGUCGGUUAUAACUUUUUUUUAAACUUUUUUUUUAAUUUUCCUAACAACCGGACGCCAUUUUGUUUAGUCAGUACUUCCACAUUCAAAGAUAAAUUUCCCUAAUAUUGCCUCAAAUUUCCAUUUUUUGCAAACGUUUUCCUCUAAGUGGAAACACAAGCAUGAUCCAAUAAAAAAGUUUAGGGUCGGGAUUUCGGGGUCCAAAAGCUAGGUAGGGUCGGGAAACCGGAAACCCACAUAUUUUUUGGCCUAAGCGUCAAAUACUGGUAUUAAGUUAAUGCUAGUAUUAGUAAUAUAUGCCUUUUUCAAUGCUGCUGUAAACUACACUAAAAAAGUAACUUCAUAGAUCUAUCAGUUCUAAACUGUUCUCCCUAGAGGUCCAGUAACUGACUAAGGGUCAUCCCCUCAUUGAUCCAUUGUUACUUCAUUGCGGUGCUUUGUGUUAAUCGAACAAGAUGCCCAAAAUAUUGAGUGUUUGGUAGAUUCAAACUGGAAGAACGCUUCUAACAUGUGACUGAGGUGAAAUUAUAAUGAGACAACUGCAUAUUGCAGCAACCAGACCUCAGUCACAGAGGCGAAAGGUACAUGCAUUAACUACUGAACUGUGCCUAUGCUUUCACAAUAUUGAUAUGAACAAUACACCCUUUCGAUAAUUACGUCACACAUACUUUUUGGUCUUGGAGCCUCGCUCUCAUUAGUAAAUUACGCAAGGUGAUUGGCUCACAAUUCAUGAGAGCGAGGCUCCCAGGACAAAUGACGUAAUUAUUGAAAGCGUGUAUUGAUAUUUCAAGCAGAAAAUUCAAAAGACAAGCGAAAGUCCCAGUGAGGAAGGCGACACCGACGGCAAAGACACACCAAUGUCCGCGGGUAGAAUUCAAAGUAAGAAAUCUGGCAAGAAACAGAGUGAGAGUGAAGCUUUUAAGAAACGCAUGAGAGAAAUGUAUGAUGCUGUUAAAAAAUACCAGGUAAGAGCUAUAUAGUCGUAGGCUUCGUCUCGUCUACUGUAAACACAUACAGUCUCGAAAUAAGGUUCACACUAACCGUGUUCUAAGCUGAGCUAGGCGUCUUUGCACUUGAAGUGACUAGCCAGGGUUAGUUUUCGUAACCUUAAGUAGGAAAUAAUUUUUUCCGUUUAAGGACGACAAUGGAAGAUUUUUAUCGGAACUUUUUUUGGAGUUACCCUCAGCUGCCGUAAGUAAUAUUAGAAAAAAGUAGUUUUACAAACUUAUAUUCUAGUCCGUUGAAUAACAAAAUAUCCAGUAUUUCUACUGUGCUCUACAACCCAGUAGAUGAAUAGAACCAAUCUCCACUUGUUUAUGAUCUAAUAGUUAGUUUCCAUUCUAGUUAUAUCCAGAUUAUUAUGAAAUUAUCACAGAACCAACAUGCUUACACAUGAUUGAUAAGAACAUUCAAGAAGGCAAGGUCAGUAGAGGAAGAGUGUUCACACACUUUCCAUUGUGCUAAACUCCGUUAAAGACACAGCUCAGCCUUUUGAAUGAUGGUUUUUAAGGCGCAUUUCUAACUAGGAAAAUCAAUUAUGCAUAAUUCAAGAUCAGCAAACUCGAUGUUUUUAACAAUAAAAAUGUUUUAAAAUGUUAAAAACAUUAAGUUUACUGAUCUUGAAUUAUGCUUAAUUGAUUUUCCUAGUUAGUUUUUUCAAUAAAAAGGGCUGAAAUGUGCCUUAAAACCUUAAAAAACCAUCAUUCAAAAGGUUGAACUGUGCCUUUAUAGACUGCAUUUAGCUUGCAUUGUUACGACUUAGAAUAUAUUACCGUAACACUGGAUAACAUUGAGUAACAUUGAAAACCAUUAUUUGUUUAAUUUCAGUACCAAACAGAACAACAGUUUCUUCUGGAUUUUGAAAUUAUGUUUGAAAAUGCGAAACAUUACAAUGAAAUUGGUUCUCAAGUACACCAGGUGGGUAGCACGGAGGGAAAUUACUUUUACUUUAUUCACACUGAACUGUACUUGUAUAAUAUCUGUGUAAUGAUUUAAUCUUAGGAUGCCCUGACUUUGGACAAAGUUCUUAAAAAGAAACGAAAAUCUCUCGGUCGAUCAUCAUUUGGUAUGUUCUUUCUAUUUUAGCCAUCACGUCAGAGUGAUACCUUACCCUCGACCUACACAGGAAAAAAAGGCCCAGCCUGUAACAAUGUUGUUGAAAACGGCCCGAACAAUAUUCUGCUGAACAAUAAUGCUGAACAAUAUUGUUAAUAACCAGGAACAAUAUGGGCAGCAAAAUAUUGUUCAAGCUUGUUUUCAUCGGCAUUGUUAUACAGGCUGGGCGUUUUUUGUUGUGUAGCAGGCUUAACUCGGCGGCAAUGCACUAACCGUGUGUCUUUUUGUUGAAUUGUUUUGCAAUAUUUUAGGUCAGAUCGAGAGUGGUGCUUCACCAGGUCCUGCAGCUAAACAGCCCAGUACGGGCAGCAAACAGACAACACCAACUAAAUCUCGUUUUGGCAGAACGUCUCAAGCUGGGGCUACUUCCGAUGUUAAAGAACUUUGUAAAGAGUUGUAUAAUUCUGUUAAAGAUUAUACGGUCAGUUACUUUUCAUAAACUAACUAACUAUAAUUAUACUGGAUAGCUCUAUCAGUUUUAAACUGUUCUCCCCCAGAGUUCUAGAAAUGGCCAUACUUAUCCAGUGGUGUAACUUUACUUUUUUGACCACUUGCCCUCAGGGCAAGUUGGACGUAAAAAUUAGUUGCCCUGAAUAAAAUUCACUUGCCAUCAGACAAUGACCACUGGGGUACCUAAAUAGGGGGUAUAAAUUAAGGGAACAACAUGUUGACCCAUUAUCCCAUUGCUCUAUACAGCUAUGUUAUACUGCCUCACAUCUAGCUUUGGCCCACAAAAAAACAAUGCACUAUAAAAAAUUUAUCCGACAAUGAAAACAUAAACUUAAGGUAACAGAACACCUUUGAGUGUUAAUUUUGCCUAAAAAUUUUUUAUUGGUCUCCAUGAAAGCAUUAGACUAGUUCUACUACCUGACCAAGUUUGAACGAAAAAUGUUGAAAACUCGCAGAGUUAUUUAAUAAAAUACAUUUCGCUGCAAUAAGAAAAACAUUGAAAAUGUAAUAUUCAAAUUCAAUUUUCUACCGAAGAAUUUUACGGCAAUUACUGAUUUUCAAACGAGUUGUGCUCCUGCGGGUUUUAACGAAUUUCUCUCAAAUUUUCACAGGGCAUAGCUAAAGACGUCAGUUUCAAAAUUGUGUUCGGCUUUGUUCUAAUUUUGGAUAUUUUAAUAAUAAAGAGCAAUUCACUCAAACAAUUCAGAAAUAUAUUGCAGUCGUCAAAGAAAUCGCCAUAUCAGCGGAAUGACGAAAUAAACAAAAAUUUCCGAACACAAUUUUUUAGAACAACUAUUUUACUGUUUAAAAAUGAUAUUUUCAUAAAUACAACUUAAAACCAGCAAGAGCACAACUCAAAAGCGUAACGGUACCGCGAUUUACGAUUGUCCUGAAUAAUUCUUACAUUAUUUUAUUGUUUGUUAAUUUUAUGACUUUACCAUAUUUUGCACGCACUGGCGAACAUUUGGUGAAAAUUUGAUGAAAAUCGGACUGAUUUUGAGCGCGCAGUAGCGAUUUUCCGCAAAACGCAAAAAAGGGUGUCCUCAAGGCAACUUGCACAAUCGGGCAAUCAAGAUAAAACGUUUACUAGCUUGCCCGUCAUGAUAUUAACUUGCCCCGGGCAAGUGUGAGGUCUCUGUUAUCCCCCCAUUUACAGAAAUGAAAGGCACAUUUUUUAUUCUUUGUCACAGGACAAUACUGGUCGUUAUCUUUGUGGGAUUUUUCAAAAGCUUCCUGCGAAAGCUGUGAGUCGAUUAUGUAUUGUAUAUUUAUGGUUAGAAGUACCUUGCUCGAAUGAAUGCGUUCACACACGGUUCACGUUUUUUACUUUAAUGUUGACGAUUAUAAUGACGUAAUGUAUGUAAUGUUGACGUAAUGUAUUUAAACUAGAAGUGACGUAUUUUGCCAGGAUUAUCCCGAUUAUUACGCGUUGAUCAAGAGACCCAUUGACAUGACGAAAAUCGCGGGGAAACUUCAUGCUGAGCAGUACAGUUCACUCGAAGAAUGUUUCCAAGACUUUGUUCUCAUGUUUGAUAAUGCUUGCAAAUAUAACGACCCUGACUCGCAAGUAUACAAGGUAUGCUGUGUUUGGUUUAACCAAGUUUGGAAAGUAUGUAGUGGCAAGCCCGCCGAGAUGUUGCACGGGGCCUGGGGGCGAAAUUUUCACAUGGAUCCCUAUGACGUCAUAGUUGUAAAACAGGAGAAGCGGUGUGUCAAGAAAAUUGAAAGACCUUCGUUGUUUUAGGGCCCCCUUUCCAGCUGGUGGGGGGGGGGGGGGGGGGCGACGUUCUCCCCUGCCCCCUCCCCCCCUCCGUGUAGUAGAGGUCAUUUGACAAUCCAGAGAUUAGCCCGACAGAUUGCUUGACUCUAACUUUUUAUAUGUGUGCACUACAUUGUAGGACUCGUUAGUUUUAUUGCGAGAGUUGCUGGCGACAAAACUUGAACUUCUUGGUAAGAAUCUCGUUUUAUCUCUUAUUGGGGCCAUCUAUUAUUUAUCCAAUGUUACUACGAGAGAAGAAACUUGGAAUACCAGGAGAAAACCUAGUAUCGUGAUUGUUGUUUAGUAGAGUCGAACUGGAAGCACUCUUCUGACUAUUCUUGUUCAUGUUUUCUGCCCCAGGUGAUUGUGAACUUCACGUUCCUGAUGUGCCAGAUCUCGUUCAGAAAAUGUUGGAAGAUCUUUACAAUGCUGUCAUUCAUCACCAGGUACAAGAUUGGGCAAAUAUCACAUUAUAGUUCUAGUUACAAUAAACAAAAUAUGUGAGUGGUUCAGCUUUUUUAACAUGUGUAUUAGUUGACAUUAUGUUGGUUAUACAGUAAAAAAUCAUUUUCCGUAUGCUGUGUAUAACGUUUCAUUCUUCACUUGAACCACCCACAUAUAUUCAUUGAGGUCAUGCAGUUUUGCUAAGAGCUAGACGCCCUGCUAAGAGGGAAAAUGUUUUUAAUUAGGACGAUGAAGGUCGCUGUUACAGUGACUCGUUAUUGAAGUUAACAACUGCGCAGGAAGUGAACGAAAGUGGCCAAAAACGGUAAGAUAUCUACCCCAGUAAACGAUUUAAGUUUCUUAAGAAACGUAACAUGAAAUGUCAUCAAAGAAUUACGUACUAUGUAUACCAUUCAUAUUUAUAUAUCAUUUUGUGCUUCCAGGCAUAUUUUGUCAUUGAGUACCAUUGGCAAGCUUAUUCAGAAGGUAGGAACCUAAUGCGUCUUUAAAUUAUAAAAUUUUCCGUCACCUAGAAAUUUAUUAAUAUUAAAAAUAUUUUUAGCGAUACCACAAGAGAAACCUAAUGGGUGUCUUUAAAUUAUAAAAUUUUCCGUCAUUUAGAUAUUUAUUUAUUAAUACUAAAAAUAUUUUCAGCGAUAUUACAAGAGGUUAGAUAAACUACAAGAAGAUCUGUACGCAUUUUUUGAGAAAGCUCGAACACAUCGUUCUGACUCAGAGGUAUGAGUUUUUGUUCAAAUAAAAUUUUGCUGAACUAACUAUCAGUUCUAAACUUGUUGCUCCAAUUAAUGACGAAAUUCGUUGUUAGGUUUACGAUGAUGCGGUUGAAUUGCAACAGUUUUAUGUGCAACAACGAGAUCGCGUUUGCAAAGACGGUGAACGUUUCGUGUCGCCCGCAAUAUCGCAAACGAAACGGCAUUUACAACACGAACUUGAUGAAGAACGAAAACGGAAAACGAAAGAAGAGGCCUCGGAUGCGAUGGACGUUGAUGUCGCAAAGCAUGCGGUGAGGAACAAUUUUUGAUGCGAACUGUUUCUCUUCGGAGCAUUUAGCAUGAGCUCACCCUAAACAUGGAGCGAGACGUAGAUUUGUCAGAGGAUGCGGGAGGGGGGGAGGGUGCUCCUAGCACUGGUCAGGGGGUGGUGCUAUUUUUCAUGAUAAAGCAAAAAGAAUAUUAGAGACAAAAUGAGAUACAGUAAUUUUACUAAUUUGAGUAAUCAAGCGUGACAUUGUUUUCCUCAAUUCAUAGGAUGGUGUAACUGAGCUUUCUGAAGCGAAACUUGAUGAUCUAGAAAUUGCAAUUGGUGAUUUCGUUUAUGUCGAUGCAGAAGGGUGAGUAUCAAGAACAUAUCACAUGUGUGUGGAAUAAGAUGUCUUGUGGCUUAACUCUUGUUGUUUCUUUCUACCAGAGAUCGGUUUAUAAUCGGUGUUGAGAAGAUUUGGUCUGAUAAGGAUGAAGUUAAGGUAUAAGGCCUUGAAAAUUUAUAUACAAAAGAAAUAGCAUAGUUUUUUUUCUCCAAAAGGUUGCCACAACUGCCUGUUUCAUCCAAAAGGAAUUAUCAGGUGGCUCCUGAUGAUUCCACGUGCCUUUCAGUUGAAAUAGGCUGCAUGUAGUGGAAUCUUUUGAAGUAAAAAACUAUGCUAUUUGCUCUAUCUAUAUGAUAUUGACCACUCUUUAGCAUGUCGUAAACCAAAACACACUCGUGCAUGAUAAUUUAUAAUCCUUUGUUGUUUCUCUCUCAGUGGAUAAAUGGGUCAUGGUUCUAUCGUCCUGAACAAACUGUCUGUGAUGGAGACCGGAAAUUUAUUGAAAAGGUACAGCUUAAGAAUUGCAUACUGUACAUUUUUUAUUAAUAGCGAUUAAACCACUGUUGGUGAAUUAUUACUGAGCUUUUUAAUAUUCCACAGGAAGUGGUCCGAAGUGACAAAAAAUCUGCCGUAAAAGUGAACCAAUUAAAAGGAUUGUGUUACGUGAUGCACGUCAAGAAUUAUGCAAGAAGUAAACCACACGUAAGGCAACACUGUCCAGUAUAAAUAAAGUUAGAUUAGUUUAGGUUUCAUCUAGGGAUGACCCUUACUGGACCUCCAGGGAGAACAGUUUAUAGAGCUAUCCAGUAUAAAUAAAGUUAGAUUAGUUUGGGUUUCGUCUUGGAAUGAUCCUUACUGGACCUCCAGGGAGAACAGUUUUUUAGAGCUAUCCAGUGUAAAUAAAGUUAGUUUAGUUUAGGUUUCGUGCUGUAGUAACACUGAAUCAAUUAGAAAUUACCCUUACUGGACCUCUAGGAAGAACAGUUUAUAGGGCUAUCCAGUAUAAAUAAAGUUAGUUUAGGUGUCCUCCUGUAGUAACACUGAAUCCGGCAAUAAGAGAUGAUCCUUACUGGACCUCUAGAGAGAACAGUUUAUAGAGCUAUCCAGUAUAAAUAGGGUAGUUUAGGUUUCCUCCUGUAGUAACACUGGAUCGAUAGGAAGAACAGUUUAGAAAUGAUAAUGCUGUCCGGUAUAAAUAAAGUUAAUUUAGAUUUAAAUUCCACAGGAUUUCGAGGACAAAGAUAUAUUUGUGUGUGAAUGUGCGUACAAUGUCAGUCGACAGUUAUUCAAGAAAAUCAAGUCUUGGCCAGGAGGACAUGGACAUACAAUGCGAUAUGUACCUCGUGAUCAACCACUGCACCUCAAACGUACUCUGUUAGAUCCAAGCAAGACUGGAGAGACUGGGGAGAAGGAUGAUGAAGAUUUGAUGACGUCAUUGUUUCAAGCGACUGAGGAGAGGAAGGUAAUUCGGGUAUUUUUAGGAUAGGAAGGGAGUUGUAGUGUUUUCAAUGUACAUUUUCACUUGUUUUGGUGAAGCUGUGGAUUUCCCGAAAAUUGAUCAGAAAAUUUUCUUGGUUUUUCUGCUUUUUUUUUUUUGGGGACAAACAUUAGAGCUCGAGAGCGAGAGAGAGCAGUUUAAACUGAUAGAGUUAUCCAGUAUUAAUAAAGUUAGUGUAGUCUAAGUUUCCUCCUGUAGUAACACUGGAUCAUCAAAAGAUGUCUAUAUGGAAAUUAUCUCUAUGGUAAACAGUUUAGAGCUAUCCAGCAUCAGUAUAUUCAGUGAAGAUGUAAUGUUGGCUUUGUGUUAAAACUAUUUUCUUUCUGAAGAAUUUACAGAUCGAACUCCCAAAUCCAGAAGGUUUUCUCAACUACGAACAAUUCUGUACCGACACAGGCUGCUACAAACUAGGUAAACUGCGCAGACAAGAUUCGAAAUUCUGUGAAUGCGCCAGGACUAAUUUUGUUUUUUCUACCUUGAUAGGCGAUACAGUAUUGUGUCAAACAGAUGAAGGUUACUCCACAAUCGCAAGAAUUGAUAAAAUUUGGACAGACAGAACGUAAGUUCUCAACUGUAUAUUCUUUGGUUUAAAUUCUAGUUUGUUUGAAUACAAGUUCACAGAAUUUCGUACGUGAAAACGGAAAUCUUGUCUGUUUUAAGGGGCAUGACAUAUUUUUGUGGCACGACAUUUAUCACGCCAGAUGACACGCAACAUCUUCCAACGCACAUGUUUUAUGAUAAAGAAGUAUUUCACGUGCCUGUCGAUGAUAUACAUCGUAUGUGUGACAUAGAGAGGAAAUAUUUUGUCUUGCCAAUCAGAGAGUAUAUGAG
Messenger RNA from Paramuricea clavata, 13620 nucleotides. The record is from the annotation of a GenBank genome assembly. Lineage: Eukaryota; Metazoa; Cnidaria; Anthozoa; Malacalcyonacea; Plexauridae.